Callorhinchus milii (elephant shark) is the source of this 2530-nucleotide messenger RNA. RefSeq names its product signal peptide peptidase-like 2A. Gene Ontology annotation, molecular function: aspartic endopeptidase activity, intramembrane cleaving. The transcript is spliced from 17 exons. Gene Ontology annotation, cellular component: cytoplasmic side of endoplasmic reticulum membrane; lysosomal membrane; Golgi-associated vesicle membrane. Bases 57 to 1718 code for a protein of 553 amino acids. NCBI's taxonomy places the organism in Eukaryota, Metazoa, Chordata, Chondrichthyes, Chimaeriformes, Callorhinchidae. Gene Ontology annotation, biological process: membrane protein proteolysis. The record is from RefSeq and is a predicted model, not a curated record.
CGGCUGCGCGGAGACCAACCGCCUGUCACUGGAUCCUUAGGGGGAAGUCGGCGGUGAUGGCGCGGUCGGUGCUGACGGCGGCGGCUUUCGCUCUCUUGCUGCUCGCCCUACAGGCAGAUGCUCAGGAAGGCAUUCUACAGGCUUACAGCAAUGAGACUGCAGGUUUAUCAAAGGACUUUUGUAUUCUGUAUAACCCUAACUGGGUGGCACUUCCAUCGUCUUUGGGCAAUGCUACCGUGCAUCGGCUACAAAUUCUGACCUCGACAAUGUUGUGCAAAGUAACUGACGUACCUUCGGAGGGCCUACAAGGCAUUGUUGUGGUGAUGAGAGGGAACUGCACAUUGACAAGCAAAGCUAAGAUUGCCCAGAAUCAUGGUGCCAAAGCCCUUUUGAUUGCCAGCAUAGAAAAUCCAAUUCCUCCCAGAGGUAAUGCGUCUGAAUCCAAGGAAAUCAAUAUUCCAGUGGCUCUCUUGCAAUAUAAUGAUGUUGUAAACAUGAAAAAGGUGCUUGGAAAUAGCAUUUCAGGAGUACUUUAUUCCCCUCCCGUGCCCUCUCUGGAUUAUAGCAUUCUCUUGAUCUUUGUUAUUGCUGUUGCCACUGUAACAGUUGGAGGCUAUUGGAGUGGUUCUGAAGAAUCUGGAAGGAACAAAAAUGGCGGCACAGCGUCGGACUCUAGAAGGCAGACAAAAGAAUUAGACAGGAACAAGGACCAAACAUUAAUUCUCUCACCACUCACAGUGGUGGUAUUUGUUGCCAUCUGUUGUGUGAUGAUUGUGCUGCUAUACUUCUUCUACAAAUGGUUGGUGUAUGUGGUAAUCGCCAUCUUCUGCUUGGCAUCAGCAAUCAGCCUCUACAACUGUCUGUCUGCAGUGAUGGCUAAAAUACCAUUUUGUAAAUGCAGACUAGCAUGUGGUCAGAGAAGUUUUGAGGUUCGAUUGAUUUUUCUUGCUGCAGUCUGUGUAGCUAUCGCUGUGGUGUGGGUGGUAUUCCGCAAUGAUGAUAGCUGGGUAUGGAUUCUGCAUGACUUUUUGGGAGUUGCCUUCUGCCUCAACUUCCUGAAAACUGUGAAACUGCCUCAUUUCAAGUCUUGUGUUAUUCUUCUGGGACUCCUCCUGCUAUAUGAUGUGUUCUUUGUGUUUAUAACUCCAUUCAUCACGCCGCAAGGUAAGAGCAUCAUGGUCGAAGUGGCCACUGGAGGAACUGACACAGCUGAAAAGAGUGAUGGAAUGGGUUUGAUUCCAGAGUGGUGGGACAAACCUAAUGGAAGUUCUGUUGAGCCAUCAUCCUACUCCCACCAUGAAAAAUUGCCAGUGGUUCUCCGAGUUCCAAGACUCACGCCUUCAGUGAUUACUUUGUGUGGAAUGAGCUUUUCUCUGCUAGGAUUUGGGGAUAUUAUUGUGCCAGGAUUGUUGGUUGCCUAUUGCCGACGAUUUGAUGUUCAGCGAAACUCCUCCAACAUCUAUUUUGUAUCAUGUGCUAUUGCAUAUGCAGUGGGUUUGAUUUUGACGUUUGUUGUUCUGAUCCUGACCAAGAUGGCACAACCUGCCUUGCUCUACCUUGUGCCUUGUACUCUCCUAGCCAGUGUUGUGACUGCCUGGACACGUAAGGAAAUGCGAACAUUCUGGAGUGGACACAGCUAUGAGGUUUUGGAUGAUACAGUGGAACAUUUAUUACAAGAUGAUGAACCCAGGUGGUAUACUCAAUCCAGAGAACAGUGAGGGUGUUAGUGAACAGCCUUCUGAGCAUCCCUGAAAACUUCCCUUUUCUUGCAUUCGAGCUUUCUGUACGUAUUGAUUUAUUUUUUAAAAAAGAUUGGAAUGGAAGGAAAACCUGAAGACUACAUCGCUCUUACAACUGACACCAGUAAAACACCUGCAACUGUUUUGAGAAGCAGAAACAACUUAAACAAUAAUUGCCAAAGAUUUUCUGGGUCUGUGGAUCCAUUAUGCACUUUUUAUUACUACUUUAACUUACUAUCUUUUGUAAUCCAUAAAUAGUUUUAUUGGUAAAAGUAUACAACACCUGGCCAAAGCAUUUCUGGUUGUUGUACAGGGGUGACCACAUUUGUGUUUACUUGGGUAACUUUAUUUGUUAGAAAUCUCCUUUAUAUUAAACAUAUCAGGCCAUCAAGGAAUGUGAUCACUAGUCAGUUAAAGUUCCCGUUGUCUUCUGCAAAUUUACCUUUUGAAACUGAUUUGUGAAGUUUAAUAGAUUCAAUUGUCGACAGUUAACCCACUUAUUCAGUUUGUAUUGUGCCAAAACAAAUUGUCAUCUACUGGACAGGUUUGACACUAACUUUACAUUUUCAGUGCCUCUGUGUGCAAGAUUAAAGAUUUAAUGUGAUUUGUGGUGGUCUUGCAUUUAAUUGAAAGUUGUAGGAUGUGAUUUGAUCUGAACCAGAUUCAGUUGAUGGUAUGGUGCAGUGCCAGAUAUAUGAUCAAAUGAAGAACAUAGGCAUUUUUUCGAAAAAGAAUUUGUAACUUGUAUAUUUUGGCAGAUUUUUUUUCUAUUAAAAAUGUUUGCAAACAUC